Molecule: messenger RNA, 363 nt
Organism: Microsporum canis CBS 113480
Lineage: Eukaryota; Fungi; Ascomycota; Eurotiomycetes; Onygenales; Arthrodermataceae
Exons: 2
Coding region: 1-363 (120 amino acids)
Source: RefSeq, a predicted model, not a curated record
AUGGCCUUCAGUCUGGAACUUGCUAGAUCACGUGGAGCUCUGGCCCUUUUGUUCUGUAUACUAUGUAGUUUCACUAUCCUGGAGUUCUCCGUAUUCCGUCGAGAGCCUAUUUUCCAGCAUAAUAUCCCAGUUCAAACUGUUGAUGUGCUACUAUGGGCCUCCGUGAUGCUACUAUGGCUGGAACCUACUCCUUUCAUCGCCACACCUGUAUCGAAUCGAAUUGAAGAUUUCUUAGGCUACGCUACGCUCAUCUUUAACGACUCUAGGGCUUGGUCUUUGGAGAACCUAGAGAACCUAGUGGGGUCGAGAUUAAUACAAACAAUGGGCACAUGCGUUUCUGACUAUUUAUGGAAAACCAAUUGA